Molecule: messenger RNA, 1762 nt
Organism: Pleuronectes platessa (European plaice)
Lineage: Eukaryota; Metazoa; Chordata; Actinopteri; Pleuronectiformes; Pleuronectidae
Product: E3 ubiquitin-protein ligase TRIM69
Exons: 10
Coding region: 223-1425 (400 amino acids)
Molecular function (GO): protein binding
Source: RefSeq, a predicted model, not a curated record
UGGCUGCGCGCGUCAUCCACUGGUGAGUCGCCUCCGUCACUGCCCGGAAAAAAACCGAAGCUCUCCGAUCAGCCAAGUAUGUAAACAAGGUCAGAGGCACUGCAGCAGCUCCCAGACUAAAGCCUCUGAGUCCCGGGCACUUUCCUCCUCACGGACCGGACAAGAUCCAAACCGCUUCAGCCAAACCUCUGCGGAGCAAGGAACCCCGACCGCAGCGCAGCCAUGAUGUUGCAGUGUUUUCACUUCAUGGUGGAGCCGGCCAAGAACUUUGCGGCCAAGAUAAAGGACUCCCAGAAGAGAGCUAAGAACGACAAGAGGGAGCCUCUGGAUGAGGAUCAGUUGUUUGUUCUGGAUCUGGCUCGAGACUUCAGCCGAGUGUGCCAGAGGUCUGAAGUCCUGGAGCACAUCUGGGAUCAGGAUGACACCUGGCCGACUCCGCUCUGCAGGCUCUUCAUCGUCCAGUGGGCCGCUAUGCUGGAGAGCAAGAAGAAGCCCAUGCAGAACGACGGCUGGCCAGAGAGGGAUGAGGGAAAACUACCUGAUCUGAUCACUGAGCAGGAUCUGAUUCAGGCCAAAAACCUGAUCCUCAACUGGGUCAAGGACCUGAGAGCUCAGCCGGAUCAAAGCGUGUGGCCUGGGGAGCCCGUGGCGAAGGUCCUGGAGGAUCUGCAGUCAGCCUGGCGUUGGGGCAAGGUGCCCAAUCUGCUGAGUGCUAUGGAACUGGUCAUGUGGACUUUACUGGUGCAGCGCCCAGAUAAGGACACCAUACCACAACAGUGGCUCAUGUGGAAGCAGAGGACUCAGAAUAUUGGUGCCAUGUCCUACAUUCCUCAACCAGUGUGGAAAUGGAUCUCUGAUGCUGCAGUCGAGGUGACUCUGGAUCUGGACUCGGCCAACCCUGACCUGCUCAUCUCCAAUGACGAGAGGAAGAUGCGCUGUGGCUUUGAGAGGAAGGAUGUUCCCAACUACCACCAACGCUUCGACGGCUGGUGGUGCGCCGUCGGGGUGGAGGGCUUCGACUCCGGCCGGCACUACUGGGAGGUGGAGGUGGGUGAGCGGGACUGGCGGCUGGGCGUGGCCAGAGAGUCGGCCCUGAGGAAAGGCUUCAGGUCGCUGAACACCAACACGGGGUACAUGACCCUGCGGCUGGAGAGGGGCACUGAGCUGAAGGCGCUGACCGUGCCCUUCACCUCCCUGCCACCGGGCCUCAUCCCCCGCAAGGUGGGCAUCUACCUCGACUAUGACCAGGGCCAGCUGUCCUUCUACGAUGUGGACAAACACCUUCACAUCUACACCUACAAUGAGAGCUUCACUGAGAAGCUGUUCCCCUUGUUUGGUACAGUGGAGAUGAUAAAGGAUAUGGUGAUUAAGUCCCCAGCUGCUAAGAGCCAGUGUCUCUGCUCCACUGCCUGCCUCUGGGGUUGAAUCCCCUUCUGUCACUUCUUCCUCUAAACUCCAGUAGACAUCAUAUAAAAGUGUAAGAAACCCAGUUAUAUCCAUACUGUAUUCCAAGUCAGAGAUCCUGAUGUAAGACACAAUCACUAGCUCCACUAUGUGACCACACUCUAUGCUGCUGCCGCUUCAAUGUGAUUGUUGCUACCCCUAUAGAGUUAUCAUGUUACCCUUUGCUCACAUGCUUAGUGUAUUUUCAUAUUGUAUAUUUGAAACAAACCCUAUAGCUUUAAUGUAACGUAAUGUGCAAUAUGAAUCCUGCAGUAAGAAUGCACUUUGUGAAUUAUAAAUAAACCAAAUCUGUGUCUUA